Corticium candelabrum is the source of this 3108-nucleotide messenger RNA. Its product is annotated as acid phosphatase type 7-like. Gene Ontology annotation, molecular function: metal ion binding; acid phosphatase activity. Lineage: Eukaryota; Metazoa; Porifera; Homoscleromorpha; Homosclerophorida; Plakinidae. The coding region runs from base 1776 to 2696 and encodes 306 amino acids. The record is from RefSeq and is a predicted model, not a curated record. The transcript is spliced from 8 exons.
GGUCACAUUCAAGAUGACGUUGUUUAAGUUCAUCAAGCGCAUCUUUGUCAUGAUGAGGAGCACAACCAGUGGAAGUGAGAGCACGCAUAGCAUCACCAUAACGACCUUCCUGUGCUAGAUUGAUAGAACGAGUGAUGUUUCUUUUCUUUGUAGAGUUGUUUUGAAAAAUACAAGGAACUGCAUCAUUUCUGGCUUCCCUCCAUAAAUCGACAAGUUGACCUUCUUGCCAGCAAUUUAAACGAGAAGACAAUAAAGAUGAAACAACAUGUCUUUUUUCCUUCCACCCCUAGGGGGUGUUCUAAGAAUGCACUUUGCAAAGAUAAACAGUCUCACAAAGCCCCAAAAUCCAUCCGAAUAUCCAUGCUCGAGUUCAAUAGCCAGCACUUGGGCAAGUAACGGUCUUACAGAUCGAGGAACAUGAGCAACUGAAUACACUGACAGAGUAACAGCUUCAUUCAUGACAGCUUGAAAAAUCCUAUGUUCAUCACUAUCCGGGCAGACAAGUGAAGCAGCGGCAAAAGCUCCUCCUCAUCGUGUGAUUCAUGUGCAUUUAGCUCAGUGGCUGCGUGGAAGAGCCUGGCUUGCGAGGCUACAGGGAAUCCACGAGACGAAGCAGUCAUGUUAGGAAACUACUUGGAUUCACUUGGUUUGACCAUCAGACCCCUGCAUCUCGGCUUUCCUGCUCCUUGCGUACGACAACAGUAUUUCCGGUGACGAGAAUAUGCAAAGCCACACAUAGAGCAGACAUUUCGUUGUGAACAUCAAGAAAGCCGUAAUACAACACCAAUUACCAAACCGCAAGUUAAUUAAAUUAUUUGGCAAUCUUCUUUCUUCCAUUGUCAUGUCUCCUACAGAGUGAUACUGAAGAGCUAACUAUAAGACUAAAGUGAAUAUAAUGAAGUAAGUGAGAUGCUAAAUUGAUGACAGUUGUCUUCCUCUGUUCCCUGGUAGAAUCGUUUGCCCAUCCAUGAUUUGGAUUAUUCGAUUGAAAAAGGAAUCUGUAUUGUAAGUCAUCCAAGACUAUCUAUUUUCUAGAAACCUGAUCAUUUGUCUGUCUUCCUAAGCUUUCUACUGAAAUUUCAGUGCCACCGGGCAGCUCGUGUCUUGAUCUUUCAACACAUAAGUAAGCAAGAACAAACUUAAUUAAUUGAUUGUAGCCCACACAGCAAUAAUACCAACGCAGUUGUGUUCAUUCCUCGAAUGGGGUCCUACCACCAAAAUGAAGACUGACGCAAGUGAACAAAGUGGCCAAUGCCAUGAUGGCGCCCACUCAACAAAUGACAACCUCUUUUUCUUGUUCCUUUGCGCCAGCCAGACAUCUGGGAUGUAUACAGGUAGGAUGAUCUACAGCAGGAUCUCCUAAUUCCCACACACUGAUGCUAGCUGUUGGCGGAUUAUUGUAAUAUAUCUAAUUUUAUGCUAUAAAUUAGAGAAUUUCUGUGAUUGUAGGCGUUUUCACUAGACAGGCAUUUGUAACAUACAUGUACAAUACUAGCUAAACUAGAGUCAUCUAUUACUGUCGGGGAGUGUGUACUGAGAAAAUUACUGUUCAUAAUUUUACGUCAACGACGAGCGUGCGCAAUUGUACACACUUAGGACCUACGGCCGGGAGAGUCAUAAAAUACCAUGUCGAUUUACGAAGGUGCAGGCCAGUAGAGUAGGCACACGUACUGUAUAUUAAUAUUACAGUAAUUUAGGACUUGACCCCUGGACAAAGUUACGACUACCAGGUAGAAAGCAAUAGCCAACAAAGUCAAGUUUAUUCAUUUACUGCAAUGAGAACUGACAAGGACUGGGUCCCUCAGUUCAUUUUCUAUGGUGAUAUGGGACGUCAUGGCGGUGCUCCCAUUUUGCCUCAUUUGAAGCUUGAAGUGAAGACACCACCGAAUGCUGCAAUUUUUCAUGUUGGAGAUUUUGCUUAUGACUUAAGCUCAGAAGGAGGAAUAAACGGUGACGAAUUUAUGAACAGAAUCCAAGACAUUGCAGCUGUAGUUCCAUACAUGACAGCUGUCGGUAAUCAUGAGAUAAAUUACAACUUUAGCCAUUAUUUGAAUCGUUUCACAAUGCCAACAAAUGGCAAUGGAUUUUGGUACAGCAUCAAUAUUGCCAACAUACACUUCAUAAGCUAUUCAACAGAAGUAUACUUCACUAAUGGGCCAGUGGCUGAGCAACUAUUGUGGCUGAAGCAAGAUCUCAAUGAAGCUAACAGAAAUCGUGACAAGCAACCUUGGAUAAUUGCUUUUGGUCAUCGCCCAAUGUACUGCUCAAACCUUGAUGGAGAUGACUGUACAACAAGCCAUUCUGUUGUACGUGCUGGUUUGGAAUCUGUAUUUUAUGAGAAUGGUGUGGAUGUCAUCAUUCAAGGUCAUGAACAUUCGUAUGAACGGCUAUGGCCUGUAUACAAUGAAACAGUAACAGCAAAGAACUACAUUAAUCCCAAAGCUCCAGUACAUAUCAUCUCUGGGGCAGCUGGAUGCAGUGAAGUAUAUGAUCUCUGUGUAGAUCCAAUGCUUGGACCUAGAGGUCCUUGGUCUGCAUUUCGCUCUUGGUUGCCCGGUCUGUAUGGAUACGGACUCUUGAAAGCGCCUAAUGCAACCCACUUGUACUUUGAACAGAAGUUGGAAUUCUUGGGGUUGCGUGAGGAUGCGUUCUGGAUUGUGCAGAAUAACCAUGGUCCGUUUGUGCAAGUAAACUGAUACCAAAGGAUAUCUACUAUCAUGUAGAAAUUUUGACCUGUUUUCAUCAUAUCUUAACACUGUUUUAUUGCUUUCAAUGAGCAAAAUGCUCAUUAUUAUUAAUAUUGUUUAAUUUGUUUUCAUUGUUGUUAUUAUUAUUAAUUAAUAGCUGUCGUGGCAUAGCAAGUUUUCAGUUGGGGUAACACGUUGAAUGGAGACUUACCGGUUUCGUUUGCUCACCAUGACGCUGAACGCCUUGGCAAACACGUUUUAAACUGUCAAUAUAAACGUAUUUUAGAGAAAACGGGAUUGUUGUAUGUGGCAUGUGUGACAUUUUCUUACAGAAAUAUUUCAAUUGGCAAUUGCUCUGUUCAAAGCCGCAUAUGAUUUCUGCUCCACAAUGUCUUGCAAGGAGUGCACUGCGAGGAGAACU